Molecule: messenger RNA, 1097 nt
Organism: Medicago truncatula (barrel medic)
Lineage: Eukaryota; Viridiplantae; Streptophyta; Magnoliopsida; Fabales; Fabaceae
Exons: 6
Coding region: 30-716 (228 amino acids)
Source: RefSeq, a predicted model, not a curated record
CAACUUGGUUUAUAACAACUCGUGGAAGCAUGGAGUUAUGGAAGAAAGGUCGAAGCUUUGCGGAAGAAACAGCGAAACGAUCACAAGACCUUUCAUUCGGUGCUCACAAAUUCACUAAAAUCAUAGCAGAGAAUGCCAAGGGGAUCGUGGCACAAGCUUCCAUCCAUUUGGUUGAACCUUCAUUCAACAACGAUGUCGAUAUCAAUCCCAAUUUUGAGAGUUUCGGCAUUACAGACGAAUUGAGAGAUUUCGUCAAAGGAAUCACUGUCACUACCUUCCGAGAUUUCCCUCUUCAAGAUGAUACAGAACUGUUUGAUGUUCCCGCAGUUUCUAAUAUUAGGCAGGAUUUAACUGAGUGGCAGGAAAAACAUGCCAAUCUUGUUCUUUCUACUGUCAAGGAAAUUUCAAAAUUGAGGUAUGAGUUGUGUCCACAUGUCAUGAAAGAGAGGAAGUUUUGGAGAAUAUAUUUUAUACUUGUGAAUAAUCAUAUCGCACCCUAUGAGAAUUGGUACAUGCAAGAUGCUAAACUAAAAUCAUCCGAGCAAGUUAAAGACCAAAUAGUGAUGAAACCAUUAGAAGUUGAAUUAACUUCGAAUCAAGAAGUCAAGGAGGUGAAUAAAGAGACCAAAACAUCAAAUUCAUCACGUCAGCAAGACUUGGAUGCAUUUCUUCUAGGAGAUACAGAAAACAGCGAUGAUGACCCAGAUGACGAUUGAUGGUGGAUUUGAUGAUGAUUUAGACAAACUGGUAGAAAGUUCGGAUGAUGAGAAAGAAAAAGCAUAGAUGUUGCUUGAAAUAUUGGGUGAUAUCAUUGAAGUGGUUGCAACAUGCCUGAGCGGAGAAUAUUCAUGAUGAUGAAAUGAGGCUUAAUUUAAUAUUGUGUGACACAAACGGUGGCUGAGCUGAUCCAUGAUGGCUAAAUUUAUUGUUUUAGCCCUUACUUGCCCUUUAUUUCACGUGUUAGUAGUUUCUCCAUGCUGAGAGAUGAAGAUUAAGUUUGAGAUAGAUAGAUAAAUCUUCAUUUAUUUAGUGUAUAAUUGUAAAAAAAAUCAUUUUUCUUUUCUUUGUAUAUAAAAUAUGAGGUAUGUUAUUUGAAC